AUGUACAACGAAGAUGUCGAGAUGAAGAGUGGUAGCGCCGUCCACACUCGGGUGAUGGGGUCGAAUGGCCCUGCGCCAGGGAGUGGAAGCGUCGAGUAUCGCCAAAGACAGCAACUCGAGAGAUAUUUGAACUUCUUCUCAUCGCUGGCAUUCUCGGCCUGCUUACUCGCCUCUUGGGAGUCUACUGGUGGCAGUAUCCAAGCAGGCCUGUACAAUGGUGGACCUGCUGUUCUUGUGUACGGCAUUAUUGUCAGUGGUGUCGGCAAUUUGGCCAUCGCAUGCUCACUGGCGGAGCUGGCUUCAGUACACCCCGUCGCUGGAGCGCAGUAUCACUGGAGCUAUGUACUUGCUCCAUUCUCACCUCGAUUCCUUAGUUUCUUCCAAGGAUGGGUUACCGUCUUCUCAUGGGCUGCGCUAGUCUGCAUCGCCCCUUUCUUCAUCGGAACACAAAUUGAGGGCAUGGUGGUUCUCUCCAAUCCCGAGUAUGUCGCUCAGAGAUGGCAUGGGACGCUGCUUAUGUGGGCGGUGGUCUUGGUCCCGAUCAUCAUCAACAUCUUUGCCCGUCGCGUGCUGGGUGUCAUCGAGGUGGCGGCUGGCAUCAUGCAUGUCAUCUUCCUGCCGGUCACAAUCGCCGUGUUUGUGAUCCUCGCCCCACGAAACCCCAACGCUUUUGUAUGGGACACCUUUGUCAGUGGUCUCAGCGGGUGGCAGAACCCCGGUGUCGUCUUCUCCAUCGGUCUUCUGGGUGUCAUCACCCCGUUGAGCGGUGUCGACGGAAUCAUCCACAUGGCCGAAGAGGUCAAAAAACCAAAGAAAGUAGUCCCCCGCUCCAUGAUCUGGGGCACGAUCAUCAACUCCGUCAUGGCCUUUGGAUACAUCGUCGCCGUGCUCUACUGCAUGGGCAACUACGAAGAGGCCCUCAUGAGCCCCACGGGCUACCCCAUCAUCCAGAUCGCCUACCAGGCCACCGGCUCCAAGACCGCCACCUACAUCGUCAUGGCCAUGGGCAUGCUCCCGGGCUGGGUGGCCCUGUUCAACGGCCUGGCGUCGGUGACGCGGCUGACGUGGGCCUUUGCGCGCGACAACGGCCUGCCCUUCUCGGACUUUUUCGUCAAGGUGUCGCCGCGGUACAAGAUCCCGAUCCGCGCGCUGUUCCUCGUCGCGUCGGUCGUGAUCGCGCUGUCGUUCAUUCAGAUCGGAUCCACGGCUGCCUUUAACGCCAUUCUCUCCCUCAGCACCCUCGGAUUGUACAUCUCGUACCUGCUGCCGUUGAUCUUCCUCGUCAUCAAGCGGUUCACCAGCCCACAGGAUAUUCCGCGGGGGGCGUUCUCGCUGGGAAAAUGGGGUCUUCCGGUCAACCUGGUGGCGAUUCUGUUCGCGACGUACUUUGCCAUCUUCCUGCCCUUCCCGUCGACGUUGCCCGUGACCGGCGAGAACAUGAACUAUGCCGGGCCGGUGCUGGGAUUUGUCAUGAUCUUUGCAACAGAUUCCAACUUCAUCGCAGAUAUUUUGGCUGCUCUUGGCAGGGCGCGGACAACCCCCGACGGCCCAAUGGAGAAUCCUCGCUAG
This is a messenger RNA of Aspergillus terreus NIH2624, 1569 nucleotides long. RefSeq names its product putative GABA permease. The record is from RefSeq and is a predicted model, not a curated record. Gene Ontology annotation, cellular component: membrane. The transcript is spliced from 7 exons. The coding region runs from base 1 to 1569 and encodes 522 amino acids. Gene Ontology annotation, biological process: amino acid transport; transmembrane transport. NCBI's taxonomy places the organism in Eukaryota, Fungi, Ascomycota, Eurotiomycetes, Eurotiales, Aspergillaceae. Gene Ontology annotation, molecular function: transmembrane transporter activity.